GUGAGAAAGUUUCAUUCGGGUGGGGAUGUCUGUAGCGCCAAAACUCAAACUUUUGUAAUUGAGCGGGAGAUAUUGUGCAGAACGUUCCAGGCUCGGGCUUCAGCGCUACAGAAGGUAAUAUGGCCACUCCACCGAAAAGGAUUUGCAUCGACGUGCCAGCAUCCCCCUCAGGCAACAAGUGCAAGGUCAAGAGGAUCUCCAUAGAGGGAAACAUUGCUGCAGGGAAAUCUACCUUUGUCAAUAUUCUCAAAAAGGCCAAUGAAGAGUGGGAUGUUGUUCCUGAGCCCAUAGCAAGAUGGUGCAAUAUUCAGAGCUGUAAAGAUGAAUUUGAGGAGCUAACUACCUCUCAGAAAAGUGGAGGUAAUCUACUCCAGAUGAUGUAUGAAAAGCCAGAGCGCUGGUCUUUCACUUUUCAGUCCUAUGCUUGUCUGAGCCGUAUCAGGGCCCAGCUGAAAGCUUUGGGAGGGAAGCUGAAAGAAGCAGAAAAUCCAGUGCUCUUCUUUGAACGCUCCGUCUAUAGUGACAGGUAUAUCUUUGCAUCCAAUUUGUAUGAGGCAGAGUGCAUGAAUGAAACUGAAUGGACUGUUUACCAGGAUUGGCAUGAUUGGAUGAAUUCUCAGUUCGGGGCAGAUCUUGAACUGGAUGGAAUUAUUUAUCUUCGCGCUAUCCCUGAGAAAUGUUUAAACAGGGUUUACACCCGUGGGCGGGAAGAAGAGCAAGGAAUUCCCAUGGAAUACUUGGAAAAGCUUCAUUACAAGCACGAGACAUGGCUUCAUCACAGAACUCUGAGAACGGAUUUUGAGUACCUGCAAGAAAUCCCCAUCCUGACUUUAGAUGUAAAUGAAGAUUUCAGAGAUAAUAAACAGAAGCAAGAGAGUCUUAUUGAAAAGGUGAAAGAAUUUCUGAGCACUUUAUAGUAACCAGAAAGAUACCUAAAGUUUUCCUGCUUCUGUGAAAUGUUUCUACAAUAUUUAUUAGCAGAUUUUGAGAGACUGAAAAUGGCAUGGAUGUGGCUAUAGGAUUUCAUUUUCAUCAAGGUUCAGUAGUUUUUAUGGUAAUGCAGUGCUUCAACUCUACUCUACUGUUUGGGUCAUGCAAGCAACCCUUCUUGAAGCCGAAGUGAUUAGGGAGUAGGCUCCAUGUUUUUUCACAGAUACCAUUCUGUGGCUUACAGAAAUAAAAACAACAUGGCAACAUAAAGAGGUUAAAAGGUUCAUCUAAGUUUUAUUGACAGACUUUGCACAGAUCCAUAUUUUGGGGAACAUCCUCCUCUUCUCCUGGUGCAUCACUUGAAUAGUUCCCCAAGUCAUUGUACUGUAAGAGAAUGUACAAAAGUCCCUUUUAAAUCUUUUGCUUUGUGUUUAGUCUUCUUGUCUGGUGUCAGCCAUAAUUUGUGCUAAAAACUGUACAAAGUUCUGUAUUAAGGGGAAAAUCACUACUCGGCAGCCUCCAAUACCUGAUCAAAUAUCAAGUCUAGACAUUCACAGUUUUAGCUGUUGAAACCACUGGCUUAAAAAUGGUAAUACCCAAAGGAGCAAAUCCCUCCUGAAAGGCAAUGUGCUUCUGACUGAUUAAUGUAGGAACUGUGCAACAUAUAAUUUAUUUUGUGUAACUUUUCUAAAUGUUAUUUUAAAUAUAUUAUUGCUGUUCUCUGAAGGUGCUACAACUUUCACUAUCCUAUUUCUGCCAUCCAUAGUCAUGCUUUCUAUAAAAACAAAUAUGUAAAUAUCUUCAUACAGAUGAAUUGUUAUAUCUACUCAGAUUUAUUUGGAAAAUAUUAGAAGAUACUCUUAACUAGUUUGCUCAACAUCAUGAUAGAGGCAGUUCACCUCUAUAAUUGCUUUGCCCAUGAGUGGAAUUAGCUGCAGAGGAUUUUCUUAGAAAUAGAUGCAUUUAGAGCCCACUGUAGAAAAACAUACAUCACCCAGCUGGCCAUAUUAAUGUUCAUAAUCGUUACAUUUGUUGGACUUGGUUAACACAGGAUUAGUUUGGUAGUUUAAGUCUAUUAAAUCAAAUGGUGCUAUUAUGUUUUGAAAGGAAUAAUGUAAUAGAAUUCCAGCUCUAACCCUGUUCCUGGCAUAUCAGUGGUCAAAUUUAGGGAUGCACCGAAUCCACUAUUUUGGAUUCGGCCGAACCCCCGAAUCCUUUACAAAAGAUUUGGCCGAAUACCGAAUCCUAAUUUGCACAUGUUUUGUGACAAAAAGUCACGCAAUUUCCCUCCCCACCCUAAUUUGCAUAUGCAAAUUAGGAUUCCGGUUCGGCCUGGCAGAAGGAUUCAGCCGGAUCUGAAUCCUGCUGAAAAAGGCUAAAUCCCAAACUGAAUCCUGGAUUCAGUGCAGCCAUAGUCAGAUUACACUCCAGGACUUUCUAUGUGUAGAUUGAACAACAUACAAGUAAAACCCUUCUCUACUGCCAGUGUUUUGAGCUCCAUGUUCCCAAAAUCCCUAAAUAGAAAAGACAUUUUAGGCUAUGAUGCUGAUGUGCUCUAAAUGUCUUACUUUCCAAAAAGUGGCACCUUUUUUAUUUUUGUUGGAACAAUGCCACCUAAAGAACAUUUUGGAGUAGUGAUAAGCGACUUGACGGAACAGAUUGGCUCAUGGUAGGAUCCCCCUCUCAUUGGUGAUUUAACAUUGCUAACAUUGCUGACCCCAGUUGUGAGACAGGAGGGAGGAAAGGUGUUGGGUCAUAAAGUAUUAGCAGACUUUACGUCAGGUUUGGUCUGAAAAAUCACUACUUGGCAGUGGGAAAGCAGAAUUCAGCCUGCACGUGCUGUUGUAAAUGUGACCUGAUAUUGCAGAGCACCGGACUAGUACCCUGAUUGUCAGUUAAGGAGAUGCAAAGUGAUGUGAUUUCCAGUGACUCUAGGAUAUUAACUGUCUAAACCAAAUAUUAAAUGGAGAAAUAGAAUAAAUGGCAUGUAUAGUGUAUAAAAUAUUUGCAUUUCUGCAGGCAAAGUAUUAAGCAUUCUGGUGUAUACUGUAUAUUUUUACCAUUAUGUUUCAUAGAUUUUUUUUUUUGAUAAUUUUCAGGGGAUUAGAAUUUUUCCUGUAAAGCAGUAAAUUCAUGUGCAGCUGGGGGGGGUGGCAAGGAAUAUUGAACAGGUGUUUAUUUAUGGCCUCGGGGGAUCAUGUCCUUCCUUUGAUGGAUUUCAAACAGAAUAUGGGAGAAAUCAGCUCAGAAAGUUUACCUGAAUUCUUCAUUUGUUUACAUUAAUUUUACAUGAACUUUGUUGAUCAUGCAGUUGUCUUGUUGUGCUUAAUUCAUGUACAGUUGAAUAAUGGGUUACCUCUUUUGAGACUGCAUCUCCCAGAAUUGCUCCACACUGAUUUGCAGUGCUGGUUGGACAUCCCUGCUCUUUUAUCUACAAGUUUAGUGCCCCUUUAGUUUCAGUGAUACAUAAGGACACGAUCUGUAUUAUUUCAUAUAAAUAUCAACUUUCAGUGGAAAGCCUAAAAUGAAUUGUUUUUAAGCAUUUUCUCAGCUGUGUUGUUCUUCAUGCACUGAUCUGUAAUGUGUUUGAUUCCACAGUUGCAGGUAUAGGAAUCAUUUUUCAUGUAUUCUUGAUGAGCCUGCAACUUCUGUUUAAACAGUUGUUUCUGUUAAUGAUGAACUUUGAAACAUACUCAGUUUUUUGCAAAUAGCACAUACAUUUGUAUAUAUAGUCUAUACUUUUUGUGCAUUCAGUUGCUUUUUAAAUAAAGUUUUAAAACUA
Messenger RNA from Xenopus laevis (African clawed frog), 3712 nucleotides. RefSeq names its product deoxycytidine kinase, gene 1 L homeolog (gene dck.L). The record is from RefSeq and is marked provisional. Gene Ontology annotation, molecular function: deoxynucleoside kinase activity; deoxycytidine kinase activity; deoxyadenosine kinase activity. Gene Ontology annotation, cellular component: nucleus; cytoplasm; mitochondrion. NCBI's taxonomy places the organism in Eukaryota, Metazoa, Chordata, Amphibia, Anura, Pipidae. Gene Ontology annotation, biological process: carbohydrate derivative metabolic process; dAMP biosynthetic process.